AGAGUGAAUAUAAAUUGCUAGACCUAUCUAUCUGACUGUGAAAAUGACAUAAAAAAAACCAAAACAGUGCGUAGGUUAUGUUUACAGUGGUAUUCUAGUGUCAUAAUUGGAAGUAAAAUUAAAAUGGAAGAAGUAAAUAUAGUGACAGAUGCUCACACUUCAGUCGAAGAGUCAGAAGAUAACAAUGUAACGAAUGGUCUUGAAGAAGAAGCAAUUGAACUACAGGCUUUAGGUUUGUCGGUAUAUGAUCAAGAAGAUUUAGAACAGGGAAUUUUGAAUCAUGUCGAUGAAGUUGUGAAACAACAGAAACAAAAUGAAGCUAAAAAUAAACUUGAUAAAGCUUUCAAAGAAGUAUGUGAUGAAAUUAGUGCCUGUGGUGAGGACAUCAAGAGAAGUGAAGCACUGUUGGAUGAGGCCGGCUGCCAACCGGGGACUCGGCCUGCACAUGUCAGGAAGAAUGUUGAAAUCAAGAGGAAACAGCUGGUGUCUCUUCAUGCCCGGCAGCAACAUCUGCAGAAACAGCUGCAGAACCUGGACAGUGGAGAGCCGAUCGAAGCAGAUGGCGCUGGCCCUGCAGAGAGCAGUAGCGAUGCACUCCUGCUGGGGAAACAGCCGGUUGAAAGCGAGAUGGAGCGGAAGAUACGGCUUGGUGAAAUGACUCCGUUUGGAAGCACCCUUUCAACUUCUAGAGCCUUGCCUGUGAAAGAACUGACUGAAUUUGAGAAAUAUUUGCUGGACCAAUCCAAACAGCAGAUGCGUAAGAAGAAUUCUGCAAAAGCACAAACAAAAAAUGCAGUGCAUGUGGGAGAUAGCAUGCCAGUCAAGAAGUCACCAAGAGAACGGGCUUCUCCUCUGAAAAAAUGUAUCCUCCAACCAAAGAAACGUAAAAAAAAAGUAAAUUUGGGCACAUGGACAAGUGAGGAUUACAGGGAUCAGAACCGUAAACCAGAGAAGCCCAUGUCGGAGACUGUGCCGCUCGAUGACAGCGAGGGGAGUGAAUACCUCCCGUCAGAGGAGGAGUGGGAGCAGAUGCAAAGAGAAGAAAAGGGAAGCAGACACAAGGCACCUAAGAAAUCACAGCCCAAGAAGAGGCAAUGCAAGAAGAAGAGCAGUACGCACCCUGAGACGUGGGACAGUGAUGACAGUGACUGGGAAUAUUCAGACGAAGAGUCUCGUGCUAAGAGAAGAAGCAAGAGCAGGAAGGAGAUUGACGAUGGCAACCUGGAGGACUUCCAGGAGAGGCUGAAGCUGUGGGAGGAGCGGCAGGCGAGGGAAGGCGCGGCCGAUGACGGCAGUCCCCACGAGCUGGAAAACGGUCUGAAGGUGCCGGCCCAGCUGUGGGGAAAGCUCUACAGCUACCAGCGCGUGGGGGUGCAGUGGCUGUGGGAGCUGAACCAGCAGCAGUGCGGGGGCAUUCUCGGGGACGAGAUGGGGCUGGGCAAGACGGUGCAGGUCAUCGCCUUCCUCGCCGCCCUGUCCCACAGCAAGCUGCUCACGCAUCACAACAGCUUCCGUGGCGUGGGUCCAUGCCUAAUUGUCUGCCCCACGACCAUGAUGCACCAGUGGGUGCAGGAGUUUCAUACGUGGUGGCCGCCUUUUCGAAUAGCAGUGCUGCACGAGUCUGGUUCAUUUAUAGGCAAGAGGGAGACGUUGAUUGGCCACAUAAAUUCGAGGAACGGCAUUCUGGUGACGUCUUACGUGGGUGUGGUCCAACAUCAAGAUGCCCUCUUGUCUAAAGCGUGGCACUAUGUUAUUUUGGAUGAAGGACACAAGAUACGUAAUCCUGAUGCCAAGGUGACGCUGGCGGUGAAGCAGUUCCGCACCCCCCACCGCGUCAUCCUGUCCGGCUCGCCCUUGCAGAACAACCUCAAGGAGCUGUGGUCGCUGUUCGACUUCAUCUUCCCGGGCAAGCUGGGCACGCUGCCGGUGUUCCUGGCUCAGCUGGCCGUGCCCAUCACGCAAGGCGGCUACGCCAACGCCUCCCAGGUCGAGGUGGCGACGGCGUACAAGUGCGCGACCGUGCUGCGGGACACCAUCGCCCCGUACCUCCUGCGCCGGAUGAAGGCGGACGUGAAGUCGCACAUCAACCUGCCUCCCAAGAGCGAGCAGGUGCUGUUCUGCAAGCUGACGGAGGAGCAGAGGCGCCACUACAAGGCCUACCUGGAGUCGGGCGAGGUGGAGCGGAUCCUGCACGGCCACGCGCGCAUCUUUGUGGGGCUCAUCAACCUGCGCAAGAUCUGCAACCACCCGGACCUGUACUCGGGAGGCACCAAGCUCUUCGCGGGGGACAGUGCCCUCCCAGAGGAAGAGAGUUAUGGUUACUGGGGAAAGGCUGGCAAAAUGAUCGUGAUUGAAUCCCUCUUGAAGAUCUGGAAGAAACAGGGACACCGCGUCCUGCUGUUUACUCAAAGUAGACAGAUGCUGUGCAUUAUGGAAUCAUUUGUUCAGAAACAAGGUUAUUCUUACUUGAAGCUUGAUGGAGGUACAUCCAUCUCGGCUCGACAGCCGCUAAUAAAGAAGUUCAAUGAGGACCCGUCGUGUUUUGUGUUCCUGCUGACCACGCGUGUCGGAGGCCUGGGAGUGAACCUGACGGGCGCGGACAGAGUGGUGAUCUACGACCCCGACUGGAACCCUGCGACGGACACGCAGGCGCGGGAGAGGGCCUGGCGGAUCGGGCAGCGGAACCGCGUCACCGUCUACCGCCUGAUAACCGCCGGCACCAUCGAGGAAAAGGUGUACCAUCGACAGAUAUUCAAACAGUUUCUCACAAACAGAGUUUUAGAAGAUCCAAAGCAGCGUCGUUUUUUCAAGUCCAAUGAUCUGUUCGAGCUGUUUAUGCUGAAAGAAAGUGAUAAAGAUGGCAGCACAGAAACUGCAGCUAUAUUUGCAGGCACAGGUUCCGAGGUUAAACUAAAACCACACAACAAAAAUGCUGAUAAAAGCAAGCAAAAGGUUAAGUUAUAUUCAUCGAAAACAUCAUCUGGCAGUUUUAUGGAAAAUGAUAUUUUACCCUUGGGUAAGACAAAUUGUCCUGCAUUUUCCCAAGCCAAGCUGGAGAACAUGAAGAAGUUGGCCGAACUGUUGAGUAAGAAGUUUUCUUUGCACUGUCAGAAGAAAGAGACAGUGGAAUCCAUCUCUGAGGUGGUAAUUCCCGAGUUGGUGGAAACAGCCAAUGAAUCUCAGGCAGGCGCAGUGCCAGUGCAAAUAAUGGAAUCUUGCAGCGAUGUACCCAAUGUAACGCUCUCUGGCGACAUUCCUGCAACCAGUGAUGUUGAUGCUGCAGAUGCUGAUCAACAAAGAAUUAUAGCUUGUCCGCCAUCUGCAUGUGCUGUUGAAAAUUUUCACGAGAGUUUGGGAGACCUGCAAGAGUGCAGAGAUGCCGUUACCAUAAUCAAUGUAGAAAAAAGUGAAAUUAUAUCUACAGAAUAUGAUGACUCGGAACGUUCGAGGAAAGAGAAAGCAAACAAAGGUGUGGGAAAAUCCAGAGCAAAUAAGAUUGACUACAGCAGCAUGCAGCAUCAGGGCGGCAUGAAGAAGCAUCAUUCCAAGACUCUCGGAGGGACUGGAAAAGUCUCUCCGACAGAGAGGCACAACCACCACAAAAGGAAACGUGAUCACGAUCGAAAACACAGGAAGCGAAAGAAGAUGAAAGAAAUGUUGUUCGAAGGGGAGCGAGUGCCGCAUUUGGUUGGGCAAGAGACCACAGCAAAACCGAGUCGCUCUGAUGACGAAGAGCGAAAUGCAGAGCAUGAUGAUUAUGUUCUGAGAAAGCUGUUCAAGAAGUCAGGUCUGCAGACGGCGCUGCGACACGACACCAUCAUGGAGAAGGGCCACUCGGACUAUGCCCUGGUGGAGGGGGAAGCGCAGCGCGUGGCCCAGGAGGCGGUCAAGGCCCUCAGAGAGUCCCGGCAGCAGUGCUGGAGGGCGGGCUCCGGGGUCCCCUCGUGGACGGGCCAGAGCGGUGCCGUGCGGCUUCCGUCAGGCAUGCGUUUUGGCAAGAAGAAAGCUGCGCAGCGUAAUUCCACGGCGACCUCCUCGCACGGCGGGAUCGGCCAGCCCAGCACUUCGGGCGGCAGCGCGAGGAAGGACGACGCGCCGAUGUCUUCGAGCGAGCUGCUGGCGCGCAUCAGGGCUCGCAACCGCCUGACGACGCCCGCGGACGACCUCCCGCUUCGCCCGGCGCCGCCCGACGACGACACGGAGCUGCUCGCCGACAUCAGGAACUUCGUGGCCUUCGGAGCGACCGUGGACGGCCGAGCCUCAACCCAGGAGGUCGUGGAGAGGUUCCAGGACAGGCUGCUCGCCGGCUCGUCGCCGCUCUUCAAGUUCCUGCUGCAGGAGAUCUGCGAUUUCCACCGGAUGCCUAGCGGGGAGGGGGUGUGGCGGCUGAAGGCAGACUUCAGGUGGUAGUGAUGCGAUUUUUCACAUCGAAGCCAGCUUUGGAAUCGCAUUACUACCUCCUCACGCACUUUCGCAUAACAGAAGGAUUUAUUGAAACACCAGUAUUUAAUCGUAUGUGUUAUUAAGGCUGUGCGGAAAGCUAAGAUUUUAAUCAUAAAACAUAAAGUGUGACUAUUUUAAAAUUACAUACAAAAAUCUAGCAAGUACAGAGUUUUCAGUGGCUGCAAAGCAUAGAAGGUUUUCCAAACUUUAGUAUUCCAUGCACAGAUUUGUGACUUGCCUUACGUAAAAUACUAUUCAAAGACUUCUUUUUUUAACAGCUAAGAACAUAACACCACCCAGAAGGAGUUAAAUAUAUAGUUGUUAAAAUUUUCUUUAAUCAUUUAAGUAAUAACAUAUUAAAUAUUCACCUGAAUGGCAUGAAUGCUCUUGUAGAAAUACUCUCACACAGAAAUCAUGCGUUUAUGUGGGCAUUUGGCUGGUAGAUCAUUUAGCUCAGGCUAUCAAAAUUGAUUUUAAAUAUGUCACUUUAAAUUACAUAGUUGCUUAGCAGCUAAUUUCUGUCUUUAUUUAAGUGAUAUCAAUUUUUUUUGCAUAUUAAGAACAUACUUAAGAUCAGGAAUUACAUAAUCUUAUUACAUUUCUUUUCAAAAUUAAGUGAUAUAAUUUAAUGAACUCAAGGACUCUACUGUAUUAGUACUAUGUAAAGCACUAAUAGUAGUAACAGACUGCUUGGUAAAUACUUUAAAGAGAGACAUUUGAAACUAUCUUUUAUUGCCGAUAAAGUUGUACCAACCAGCAAAAUUACUUCAGGCAAAUGCUGGGAUGUCUCAUUCUCUCAUUGGCAACAAGAUAUACUACAACGGGGAAAAAAAUAGUACUUGGUUACAUUAUUUCGUAACAAAAUUGCGGAUUUUUUUCUCAGUGGUUUUAUAUUUCUUGGGGUGCUGAAUCCGAAUUUCAAAUUUGCUGCCUUGUAGGUGGUCAGCUUCACAAAGAAAAAUGAAAGAAAAAAACUCAAAAUAUUAUCUUUUUUCUUCAGUGUUUUGCUUUGCUUGUCAAGCUGACCUCUUACAAGGCAGCAAACUUGAAAUUCAGAUUCAGCACCCCAAAAAAAUAUAGAACCACUGAGAAAAACUUUGUAAUUUUGUUUACGGGAAAACCAACUUUAUUUGACUGGACUACAGAUUGAAGCUGCUGCAAACACCCAUCUCCUGAACGAUACAAGGAGCAUGCAGUGUUCUCGACCUCUGCAACUUGGCCACGCCUCUCGUGACUCAGCUGCCUUGUGGCGAGGUAGUCACAAGCAUCUCGACCCAUCAUUCCUCCUGUUCCAGAGGAGGGGAGUCUGAGGGAGGUGCAUCUCAUCUUGUACAUUAUAGUGUAUUCGUGAUCGUUCUGUAUUCCAGGCCAUCUUCUGUUUGAAACAAAUCUGAGGUAUAAUUAAACAAAUUUUAUUUAAAAUUUUAUAGAUACUAUUUGUUAGCGGGAAGUGAUGGAUUAAAAUUUUAAUUCAUAAAAGAAACAAUGCUAAUAACAAAACCCAUGUAGCGAAAAAAAAAAUCUUUCCAAAUAGUUUUGUUGCAUUGAGUAAAGUUUGGAACUGUUUACUCAUUUUUAAUUUUGUGUAUUAUUUUACUCAAUAGUUGAAAAUUUAGUAAAAAACAAAAGUUUAUAUUUUUUAUGUCUACUAUACUAUGUUAUGAAAAAAUUUUUUUAAUGCUUUUACUACAAAAUGUGAAAAUAGAUCUCUCUCACCUAUUAAUAAAACUGUUUAAUUUUUAUUUGGGAGUGGUUUUAAGUACAUUGUCAUCACAAAAUCCACUCAAGGAAUCUCAAAUUACAAUAUAUUCAAUGAAAUUAACUCAAAAUACCUAAUACUGGUAAGUAACUUAAAAAAUAUUAAAACUCAAACAUGAGAUUUAUUUAAUGAUUCUUUGGGCAGACUCUUCAAAUUUACCUGUUUGAUGGUAUGUAAUUAAAACUGAUCUACAUAUUUGUUCAGUUGGUUGUAAACGAAGCUGUUCAUAAUAUUUACUUGUGUAAUUUUGCAUCCGGUUUAUCAAGCUGUGAAGUGAAAGUACUUUUGAUGUGAUUGAUUAGUUGCCAGUCUUGUACCAAAUAUUAUUGAAUGUAUAAAAUGUUUGUCUAUAUAAUUUUUUUCUACUUAUGAUUUGUUAAUAAACUUGUGUAUACUGCAUAGGUAGGUAUAUUAUUUGGAAUUUAUGAAAAUAUUUUAAUACCUAAUAUUGUGUGUGAUUUUCUGAAAUCAUAAGGAAAUUGUAA
Molecule: messenger RNA, 6687 nt
Organism: Bacillus rossius redtenbacheri
Lineage: Eukaryota; Metazoa; Arthropoda; Insecta; Phasmatodea; Bacillidae
Product: DNA excision repair protein ERCC-6-like
Exons: 19
Coding region: 124-4410 (1428 amino acids)
Biological process (GO): transcription-coupled nucleotide-excision repair
Cellular component (GO): nucleus
Molecular function (GO): ATP binding; ATP-dependent chromatin remodeler activity
Source: RefSeq, a predicted model, not a curated record